Tetrahymena thermophila SB210 is the source of this 2073-nucleotide messenger RNA. RefSeq names its product AAA domain protein. The record is from RefSeq and is a predicted model, not a curated record. Lineage: Eukaryota; Ciliophora; Oligohymenophorea; Hymenostomatida; Tetrahymenidae. The transcript has a single exon. Gene Ontology annotation, cellular component: cytoplasm.
AUGAUUGGAAAUAUUAAUAGCAUAAAUCACAACAAAAAAAAAAAAUUACACUAGUAAACCCAUUUACUUCAUCACAAAUUCCUUAAUGGUGAAGGAGAUUAUGGAUUAAGCUAAACCCACAAAUACUUUCCUUUAGGUUCAAAGCAAGGGGUCAUUAACUACAUGAAAGAAGAGUACAAUACACAUAUUUUAGAUAUUGAGGAUGAAUAUAUUUCAAAGCUAAUUGAAAAAGACUAAGGCAAUGACUACUUUAUUAGCAUGGAUGGUAAUUAAAGAGAAAAGAUAAGCAAUGAGAGAAAAGAUACUGGUUAUAUCCCAUUAAGAUACUUUUAUGAAAUGAUGAAGCCAUUUGAAGCAAAAGUUUCUUAACUGCUUUAAUAGUUGUUUACCCACAGUGCUCUAAAUAAUGAAGAAUUUCAAGUAAUAAUCAACAACUUGUAAAUCCAUCCAGCAGCUCAAAAACAACAAAAAGAUAACUUUAUCUUUAGCUCUAAAUUUUAUAAAAGGCAAAUAAGAAUUUUCGAUGCAUUAAAGCAGAUGCUGAUUGAAUGUGAAAAAUUCUACGCCUCUUAUAAUGACGAUGCUUAGAAUCAAGCUAAGGGAAUCAAUUAUUUGGAAUCAAGAAAUAAAAUACUAGGCUUGCUUGACGAUACAAUUCCAUAUAUUAAUACUAUAUUUUAUGGCAUGUUAAAAGGAGUUAAGAAAAGUUAGAGCAAAAAUAAUAAAAAUUUAAUAAGUCUCCGCUAAUAAGACAUAUUUUAAGAAGAGUUUGCAAAGAGUAUGAACAAUAUAUCAAAUAUUUCAGAGUCUAUUAACCUUUUUUUAAGAAUGUGGAUGGGAAUUGUAAAUACAGAUCUUAGUUAAUAUAUUACAAUGUCUAAUGGAGUUUAUCUUGAUAUGGCUCUUAUGAAAGCAAAUAUUUAAGAAUUUAUAGAAAUUCGUAGUGUUGCCGCUAAUGAUUUUUAUAUUGUUAGCUCACUAAACGAUCCUGAAUCUUAGCUCUUUUGUAAGAUUUCAAAAUCUUGCCUUUUGCCAAUAUAAACUAUUAAUAGUAACAAUAAUAACUAGAAUUAUGAUGAAUAACUCAUAGCUUAAUAAAUGCAGAAUUAGGAUCAAUAAAAUAAUUAUUAAAAUUAAAGCAUAUUUGAUUAUUUGUAUUCAUACUAAAACUACUAAGGAAAUCCUUAUGAGACAUCAUCAGAACAAGAAAGCUAAAAACAAUUGAUGCACUAAAUGAUAAAAAAUUUUAUGUAAGAUGAGAACAUGGAAAUUGAGACAUCUUCUUUAUCAAGUGAAAAACUGUUUGAAAGCAUAAGGGAAAGCUUUAUUUAACUCUAUAAUUUAGAUGAAAACAGCGAAAUGUUUUAUUUUGAUGAAAAUUACGUUCAAGUGAACACAAUCAUGGAGUUUGAAAAGACUCGUUUAAUUAAGAUUGUCAUCAAUAAAAACCAACAUAAUCAAAAAUAUCUUUAAAAUACAGAUCUCAAUACAAAUUUGAUGAAUUUUAAUCCAUAAGACUUUUUCCAACAAUAAAGACCAUUCAUUAUUGGAAUCUCAGGAUCUACACGCUCUGGAAAAGGUACUUUGUGUAGCCAUUUAUAAAUUCUUUAUGGAGCUAAGUAUAUUUGUUAAGAUUCUUAUUUCAAUUAUCCCUUAAUAUAAUCAACUCUACAAGGAAAUGCUGAGUGUAAGGAAGCUAUUUUGUGGGAUCAAUUAUAAGCUGAUAUAUAAUAAGUAAUAUCAUAAAAUGAAUAUAAAGUACUUAUAUUAGAUGGCUUCUAGCUUUAUAAUCAUCCAAAUGUUUUAAAUAUGUGUGAUGUUAGAAUAUUCCUAGAUAUUCCUGAUGAAUAAAUUUACAUUAGAAGAAUGCUCACAAAACCCGUCAAAGAAUCCUACUUCUGGAAAUAUAUCAUGCAAGAAUAUAGUAAUUAUAGAUCAAAUUGCUUAAAAGACAAUGCAAUAAUGGUACUAUAAUCAGAUCAAGAUUAGUUCACUCUCUUCUUUUUAACUUUAUAACUUAUACAAAUGAAACUGAAUAUCCAAAUUAAUAGCUCAAGUACUGUUAUCUAAUGA